AUGAUUAACACCGUAUCUUCGGCUCUGAUCGUCGCCUCAUUCCUGGGCAAGUGUUGGGCAGAGAAGUUGAUCCGAAUGAGUAUAUUUGUGCAGAAAGAGGAUGCUCUUACGAACCCGGGUGAUUUAAUGACCAACUUGAAGGUCGAUGGUGAAGACGUGACCGUUCUUGUUGACACCGGAAGUCCAUUCACGUACUUUGUAUGGCGACACUGGUACGAGAGUACCAACCCAGGUGGCUGCGAGAAGAUCAUCUACAAGUGCUACGAGUGUAAUCCAGCGCCAUGUCACGAGGGUCCGAAAAAGCAUGUCAAGUUCAUCGACGGCACAUAUGUGAAUGUCUUCUUCUACUCCGGGAAAGUCAAUUUUGGCUCUUUCACUGCGAGUGGUAUCGACUUCGGUUUGCUUGCUGGAACUAAUGGUGGAGCUUCAGCUGCUCUCGGUUUAGCGCCGCGCAGCCCUUCGGCGAAGCCAUAUGUUCCGCUGAUCAAUCAGCUACUGGCUCUGCCGAAAAGUGAAAGACCAAUCGAGAAGAGCAUCUUCUCAGUGUAUCUUAAUGCUGCGAGUCAUCCUACUGGUGAACUCAUCCUCGGUGGUCAAGACAAGAGCAAGUACAUUGGCUCAUUGAAAUAUAUGAAAGUUAACAUGGUUGAAGAAACCGUCAAAAUGUCGGGCUUGGGCAUUGGCGACGUAGCGAAACAUCGCAUUAGAGUAUCGGCCGAGGGUCACGUCGACACAGGCUGCAAUUAUAUCGGACUCCCAGAGAGGCUUAAAGGGUCGGUUCUCAAAUUGUUGGCGACUGUUGGCGAUAAGCCAGUUAAGAUCGAAGAGAAUUCUGGUGUCUAUGAGGUCUCCUGUGGAGACGCUAAGUAUCUACCCCCGAUAACCUUUUUCGUGAAGGGAACAGGCCUCUUUCCUUCAGAUGUGUCGAUUGAGGUACUUCCCAGCAGUUACGUGGUCCAAGAGUCCGAGUCUUCCUGCUUCUUAGCCAUCUUAUUCGAUGAUAUGUGGAUUUUGGGGUUGCCAACAGUCUUUGGUCACUAUUAUUUGUAUGAUUGGGAAAAAUCUCGCAUCGGUGUGGCCAAGAGCAAUUCUUGA
Messenger RNA from Perkinsus marinus ATCC 50983, 1095 nucleotides. RefSeq lists its product as hypothetical. The coding region runs from base 1 to 1095 and encodes 364 amino acids. Gene Ontology annotation, molecular function: aspartic-type endopeptidase activity. The record is from RefSeq and is a predicted model, not a curated record. The transcript has a single exon. Gene Ontology annotation, biological process: proteolysis. Lineage: Eukaryota; Perkinsozoa; Perkinsida; Perkinsidae.